Messenger RNA from Orbilia oligospora ATCC 24927, 1188 nucleotides. RefSeq lists its product as uncharacterized. The record is from RefSeq and is a predicted model, not a curated record. The transcript has 3 exons. NCBI's taxonomy places the organism in Eukaryota, Fungi, Ascomycota, Orbiliomycetes, Orbiliales, Orbiliaceae. The coding region runs from base 1 to 1188 and encodes 395 amino acids.
AUGGCAGUGCACUCAUUUUCUUCUUUAGCCGACUUAGUUGUCGAACUCACCGACGGCUCUGAUGAACACCUGUUUCUUGUGUCGUCCGAAAUCCUGAGGGUUGUGUCGCCCGUGUGGAGAAAGGCACUGGAUCCUGAGUCCAAAUUUGCGCCACUGGAAAAGAUAACAGUCGAUGGAACAGAAUACCGAAAAACAACAUUGGACGAGAUCGAUAGUACCUCUUUAACACAUGUUUUCAAUAUCCUUCAUCAUCGAGCUGGCCCGACACCUCGCUCGAUAACCUUCAAAAGUUUGCGAGAUAUCGCCGUUUUAGCUGACCAGUACGACUUUGCGGAUGCUCUUGCGCCAUGGCCACAAUUUUGGAUCGAAGAUUUGGCAAAAGACAGUGCUAAACAGCUGGAACCUGGGUAUGAGGAUUGGUUGCUCAUUGCGACUAUUUUUGCAACGGUCCCCGUCUGCGAGACAAUUAUCCUCAAUAUCUCGAAGCAGCUGAUAUGCGAUUUGGUGAUCUCGCCUCCCGGUAAUUUGGAUGAAAAGGUAAAUCUGAAACACGAAAGAUGGAGCAUGGCUAAGCAGGCAGGAGUGGAAACCAAUCUUCAGCUUGUUCCUGAGAAAAUUCUAGAAUUCAUCAGGGAGGAGCAGGAAAAACUGUUGACAACAGCCUUACUUCCUCUUUGGAUCUUUGCAAAGAAUAUGACAGACUUCUCAUUCCCGGGUCCAAAACUCGAUGAGAGCGCGCGCUGCCGGAAUCCUGAGUGCUCUUCGCUCGCGCUCGGAUCACUACUUAAGUCUAUCAAUAGCCUGAAACUGCAAAACAUCCUCAUGACGGAAGAAUUUAAGAUACCCGAAGGCUAUUCACCCGAAAGCCUCAUCAGAGAGAUAGAAAGUAUAAGAAUGACAACAUUAACACUUGAACGAGAUUUCACUUACAGGGAAAGCCAAUACACUCUCAGCGUAUUCUGUGUCACACAUAAUGCUAGUUUUGCUUCCAUUUCAUCCCGAUUCCCGACGCUGGCCCAGAAAAUUCCCGAGGAUUUUUUUUUGGGUAACCAGUACGAUUCCGUGACUAAACACACCUCUGGUCGUUUCGCGACGUGUCCCGUGGCCCGUCACCUUGCCUCUCAACAAACGAAUGCAGUCGCUCUUUUGCAGCGCGUCAAGGGUUACUCAGCGGCAAUUAGUAGCUAG